GGAGGAGGAGGAGGAGGAGGAGCCAUCGGGGGUCCGAGUUCUGGGGUGAUGGCGCCGCUCAGAGAUGGAGGAGGUCAUGAAGGACAGAAACACCAUCGCUGCCGACUCUACUCUCCUGCUCAGGAGAGCCAGUGGCUGGACAGUGUGUCUCUGCUCAUCAAGGACUCGUUUGAAGGAGACAUGAUCGACAACCUCUCUGGCUCAGUGUUCCAUCACUACUGCCCCCCCCCUGUCUGCAAGGACUGCAAGGACCACCCACAGAAGAUCCAGCUUGCAGAGGUGGAGCAGGCGUCUCUGAUGUCGGAGCAGAUGUCAGACAAGUCCUCGUCUCCGGCGCUGCCUGAUGACCUCAGCCUGGACGAACACAGCUGCUACCAGAUGCUGGUCAGAUACAGCCAGAGAGGCAGCAGUGACUCCCAGAGUUCGGAGGAGUUGCCCACCCAGGGGUGCUACAGGGGGAUUCUUCCCUCCAGCUCAGGAAGCGAGGAGGGGGUCCAGGAGCUGUACGAGGUGGGCGUCCAUCCUCAGGGGAACAGUCCCUCACUGGAGCAGCAGAGCCCCACACCGUGCACAGAUGGAGAUGGUGGAAGUCGAGAUGAAGGCGGUUCUUCUCCGGUCUUCCACCUCCCAGCAGACUUCUUCCACCCGGCUGCUGUAGCUCAUCCGGGCAGUCCCAGGAUCAGUGUUGGUCCUGGAGACAGAGGCCCGUCCAGGCUGCCCUCCCCGGCCUCCUGGGCCUCGCUGCGCUCACCUGGAGCAAACAGCAGGCCUCUGAGCUCUCAGCACCCGUCCCACAGUGACUCCUCUCUGGCCACGGGCAGUUCAGAGGGCAGCCUGCAGACCACUCUGGAGGAAGGGCUCAGCUUCAGCGUGUCCCCUCCCCUCCCCAUGGCUCUCCCCAUCCAUCCCCAGGAGGAACCAGCCUCAGGAGACCCCCCUCUGCUGAAGAGACGCAGCACUACGUUUACCCUCCAGGCCACCAGGGGGCACCAGAGGAGCCAGAGCAGCUGUGGGGGGGGCAGCACCAGCCCUGGAUGCCCACGUCAGGACUCAAUGGACCCUUCAGACGAGGAAGUGGGGACGGGGACGGAUGUUUGUCGGCAGACCCUGAACAGCGAACAUUUGUCAGAAACGCUGAACAGUCUCUCCCUGACGUCGCUGCUCAGCCCGGGCUCUCUGGCACCCCCGCUGGUGAAGAAGUGUAACAGCACGGGCUCACUGGACCAAACCAAUGUAUCCGCCAGGAGUAAAGAUGGCCGCCACCUCAUAGACGCACACGGUUACUUGUCCAACCCCUGGACGGAGGGGAGGGCGGCAGGGGAGGAGGAGGACAUCACAGACUUCAGCGCGAAACCCACAGACACAAGCUCCAGGAAAAAUAGAUGAAACAUUUGUUGCCUCCCUGGAGUGGACGUCUUUGACCAUUUGCAUUUCUGGACCGUGAACAGAGCGGGAAGAGACUUUAAUACAUGUCCUGUGAUCCCGAUUCUGAAACCCUGUCGUGUCUUUGAGUCGUCUCUCAUUCCUCUCUGGAUCCGGCUGCUUGGGGUUAGUCAUUUCUCAAAAGAACACAGUGGAUAUUGUUGCUUUAUGAAAGGACUAAACAAAAAAGAACCAGCUUUUGGCUGAUCUGGGUUUCACUAUCUGAAAUACAGGAUAUUUGAAAAAGCUACAGACAGGCAUGACAAUUAAAGUGAUUGAUGAACAUUACUAAAGUGAUGAUAUUUAUAGUUGUACUGCUUCGAAACAAACAUUUCAAAGACAUUAAAAGCUAGACCCAACGUGCCGUCAACCUCAGUGUUGUCAAGAUUGGACGGAUGGCAAACUCUGAAGCUUCUUUUGAGGAAGAACUGAACUUUGUACAGUUUUAUUUUGUAAUAUCCAUCGCUAACAAGUAGCAUCGACCUACCUUUUUUCCUCUUAAGCAGGUUUGCGGGUAACUGAGAAACGAAAGCUUGUUUAUUUUACUGUGUCCUUUUUUUCAACUUCAACGUAUUGAAGUUGUGCGAAUGUAGACAUGUCUGUCUCUGUUUGUCAGCUAAAGUCUGAUGAUCCACAAAGGGCGUCUUUUAAUAGAAGGCUGGAUAUGUGACUGCUGCUGAGAAUACAUGUGGGUCGGUGGAGGCGUUGGCCACUUUCAGAGUGGACUCUUUGUGCUUUCUACAUACCCAUGAAAGGGCUAAAAUGUAUUGAGUGCAGACCUGGGCAAAAAACUACCUAACACGCUGGUUGAAAGGGUUUAAACCCCAGACUUUUCUCAUGAAAGUAAUAUAUAUAUAUAUACAUGUAAGAGAGAUCUGUCCCUGGAAAUAACUUGUAAAAGUAUUGGUUGGAUUUCUCGCGAACAUCCAGAAUUUCCUAAAAUAUGUAUUUAACACAUUUAAACAGUUUGAAAUAAGCUUAAAAAGACGUCCCGCGUAUAUUAACCAUCUACUUACAUGUUAAAUGUGAAGUAGGGAUUCCCACAGAUCAAAUAUACUUCACAAGGCCGGGGGUAAAACAUUCAACAUAUUAAUAAAACAUAGAGACUUUGGAAAGAGUUUGAUGUCAUCUAGUUUUCCUCGUCUCUGCUUCAGAUGAUGACUGACUACUAAACAGUGCUAUCUAAGAUGUAGGGAUUUUAAUGCUUCAAAGGAAAUUAAGAAAAGAUGGAUUUGUGGUUCAAAGAUAUUGGCUUUGAGAAUAGUCAUUAGUCAUUUGUACAGUUAUGUCAAUUUGUUUCCAUGAUAGCUCAAUGGCUAAUGUAUGGAUGACAUUUUUGGUCCAUCAAUUGCUUCACCACUUUGGUCUAGAAUGAAAUGUUUAAACUGCUAUUGGAGAUAUAUAUAUAUUUGGGGUCCAGUAAAUAAACCCUAAUGAACUUGAAUGCCCCAUUCAUUUAAAUUAACGCCACCAACAGGUCAAAGAUUACAAUUAUGUUGAACUAUCUGGACAUCUACACCACGUAUUGUCAUAAAACCUUUCAAAGAAGUUCAUAGUACCCUAAAUAUGAAGUGCAACAGCUUUUGAGACCCCUUCAUUUGUCCAUCCAGCAACAUUCAAAGCACCACUAUGCUCAACCACAGCCUCACAGAGCUGCUAGCAAGGCUGUAGACUGCCAUCACCUUUGCAUAUAUACCUGCUAAAAUGUUCCUUUUUAGUUUGAUCAAAACCAGGCCAGACAUUGGUACAACAAAAAGAGGUGGUCUCGUCCUCAUUUGUUUGUUUGAAAGAAUACUUCUUAGAACUUUAUGCCAUCCCAAAUACACUUGGCCUUUUAGGUCGCAUUCACACCGAAUAGUCGCUUCUCUGGUGGCACCAGACCAUAGUUUGUUGCAUUGUUUCAUUUUUCAGAAGGUUCAGUUUGCGUUCACACGGGGAAACUCAAACGGACUAUAAACUUUAAACACAAGUCAUGUGCUCGGAAAUGCUGUUCAACCAUUGGUCAGACAUUAAGGGGGUAAAAACACAAAACCCUGCAAUUUCUAGCGGAGCCUCCGCCAUGGAGCAUCGGCACUUUCGGCAGGUUAUUCUCAUGCUGCUGUUAAUCUGGAGAUCAACAGACACUAGCGGCCCGCGCAUAUGAUUAUAUAAUCAGACAACGUCCGUUAAAAAACAUUAUAACAUAAUGAGAGACGUUCUGCAGUAAGGAGGGGGUUUCACAGACGACAGGUGUUCCUACUUUUAAAGCUGACGGAGAAUUGUUACUUUACACGACACUGUUCAACACUUCAUUCACUUCACUCUUUAACUAAACAACCGCGGAUGUCUUGAAAGACUCUUUCGCUAAAGAUUUUGAAGAUAUCCGCGUUCUUGUGACGCGUAAAUACUACGCUUCCUAUGUUUUGGUGCGGACUGCGUUCACACCAGCGAUGAACCGCUCCAGAGUUCACUAGCAAGCGCUCCGAGACCACCUCUUUUAGCGGACUAGAGUCUGGUUGUUUAGUUCACUUCAGAGGUCUCGGACUGCGUUCACACCGACCCAAAUGAACCGCACCAGGCGGCUAAACGCACUAGGGUUACAUUCAACCGGACUAUACAAGGCAGGUGUGAACGCACCCUUAGUCAAACUCCACUAGACCCAAAGAAGAAAAGCUUGAUGAAGAACUGGCUUCAAUAAAGUCAAAUCCAGCAUUGGGUGACAACAAUGGCUGAUGUUAAGCAUUGUGUUUUUUAAAGACCUCUGGUACCAGAAGCAUUGGCUUGUUGACACAACCUCUUCAGUUCAGUUGUCUUUAAUGCUGUCCAGUGUUCACCUCAGUGCUGCUCCGUUUAUUGGGUUUGCAUCAAAAGCCACUGAUACUUAUUUAAAAUAAAAACAGAGAGCGUUAAUAUUAAAUGCACUGGUCUGUGGGACCAGUCAGAUCAAACUGAAUGACAUCAAACUGCCUUUCUGACCCUCUGUCGUUGUUCAAUAGCCCAGAAUACACCUGAGCUGCUGAAAUGAUACUCAAGGAAGCUGCUUUGCAUGUGUGUGUGAAGUACUGGGUAUGAGUUUUGUGGGUUCAGUGUACUGUCAGAUUUCCAGGAUUUCAGAAGAUGAGAUGGUUGCUGCAUUAAACCCAAAUGAUUAUUGACUCAGGUCUGCUUGAGUGUAGCAAGAUAGUAGAACAUACCCUGUACUAUGGCAAGGAUCUGGUGUGAACAUGUGACUUCGAGCACUUGUUUGACGACCCAUGUGUCAUGAAAACCCAGAGCAGGUAGACCUCAGGUUGGACCUAUAUGCACUCACACACACCACAUAUGUAAGCACAUGCGUACAGUAAGAAAUAUACAAAGAUGUCAACGUCAACACACUGCAGGAUGCUUCUGUAGUGGUUUGAGAUGAGAUCCGUCUUCAUCUCUUCCUCUACUUCGUCUUCUUGUUGUCCUAAUUCUCAUUCAAUUACAUUAUCUCCCGUCCACAGGGAGGCCGGAGUAUACAAUGAAUAUUGAUUCCCCCCUCUAUUCGAGAUAUGCAAUAUGCUAAAGUAGAUGUACAGUUAGAGACUCGUAUAGCCAAUAUGGUGAGAGGAGAUUAUAUUUAUGACUUCAUGUAUUAGAAUAAAAUACCAGCGAGAUUCAAAGGCCACUGAAAGGAUGAUGAUGUAUUCAUGUAUUCAAAGAGUGUUGGAGUGUGUAUGUUUUCUCUUCUUCCCCCUUCAUGUUCCCAACUUGAUUUCCAUUCUCCAAAAUGCAUGUGGGUUUUAUUUUCUGUUUUCUUAAAUGUCAUUCUAGUGUCAUAUAAAAGUGAAAUAGCUUUUCAA
Molecule: messenger RNA, 5225 nt
Organism: Gymnodraco acuticeps
Lineage: Eukaryota; Metazoa; Chordata; Actinopteri; Perciformes; Bathydraconidae
Product: voltage-dependent T-type calcium channel subunit alpha-1I-like
Exons: 6
Coding region: 49-1386 (445 amino acids)
Source: RefSeq, a predicted model, not a curated record